AUGGCGGAAUCGGACAACAAAUUCACGAUCAGACUCGCCGAGAAGGGCAUAGAGAAAGCAAUCAGCCGGAAUGAUCUUGUCGCUGUAAUAUCUAAUUCGGAAAGCUCUCCUUCGACCAUCAUCUACGUCGAACAUGACGGGAGCGAUGCUACAGCGCCUCCGAAGGUGAAGAUCACCAAGGGCGAGGCAUUGGCGACCGCCCAUCCGCCCGACACGAGCGACGCCGAGACUCACAUCGUCAUAUCCACGGGCUCCGGGACAAACAAGGCGAUCACGUUCUACGACGAAGCCGUAAAACCCGUGCUGGAGACCCUCUUCCCGAAAGGACACGGUAACUUUCUGAUACAUCAUACCGAGUCGGCCUCAACUAUAUUGGACCUCACCAACGACAUUUUCUUCCCGACGGCAAACGCUGGCAUCACUCUGCGCAUCAUACUACUCUCAGGAGACGGCGGCGUUAUCGACCUGGUCAAUGGCUUGCUAUCGAAACCGUGCUCUGCCGAGUACAAAGCGCCACUAGUCUUCCUGAUACCGCUCGGCACUGCAAACGCCCUGUACCAUUCAAGCAACGCGGGGAGAGAAAACACAUGGGGGCUCAGCACUUUAGCAUCUGAGAAGUCGAAGCCGUUACCAAUCUUCACGGCGUCGUUCUCGGCGGGUGCACGCCUGCUAGUUGAUGAAGCUCGAAGGGAAGAAGAGCUACCGAAGGAUCCUUCCACUCAGCACCCAAUCCUCCAUGGCGCUGUUGUCUGCAGUUGGGGCAUGCAUGCAUCGCUGGUUGCUGAUAGCGAUACUGCGGAGUACAGGAAGUUCGGCAUCGACAGGUUCAAGAUGGCUGCCAAAGAGGCGUUGUAUCCUGCUGAUGGAUCACCACCACACCCAUACAAGGCGAAGGUCUCAGUACUAAAGGGCGAAGACUGGAAGCCGCUCAAGGCAGAGGAACACAUGUAUGUGCUAGCAACCAUGGUCUCCAACCUUGAGAAACCCUUUACAAUCUCCCCUGGGUCGAAGCCAUUAGACGACACUCUGCACUUAGUGUACUUCGGCCCGACGAACGGAGACGAAGCUAUGAGGAUUAUGGGUCUAGCCUACCAGGGCGGGAAGCACGUCGAAGAUCCCAUGGUCCACUAUGAGGCCAUAGAUGGAUUGCGGAUUGAGUUUCAGGGCAAGGAAGAGGAUGAUAGAUGGCGUCGCAUCUGCGUGGAUGGCAAAAUCGUCAGAGUAGAAAAGGGUGGCUGGGUGGAGUUGAAGAAAGAGGAGAGACGGGUUCUCGACAUGGUUGUCGAUUGA
Messenger RNA from Trematosphaeria pertusa, 1290 nucleotides. RefSeq lists its product as uncharacterized. The transcript has a single exon. The record is from RefSeq and is a predicted model, not a curated record. NCBI's taxonomy places the organism in Eukaryota, Fungi, Ascomycota, Dothideomycetes, Pleosporales, Trematosphaeriaceae. Gene Ontology annotation, biological process: sphingosine biosynthetic process. Bases 1 to 1290 code for a protein of 429 amino acids. Gene Ontology annotation, cellular component: cytoplasm; membrane; intracellular membrane-bounded organelle.